CGGGCCUGGUGCCGGCCUCAGCCUCAGCCUCGCGCUCUCUCUGUCCGCCUCCAGCCGCCCCGCUCCUCGCAGCCCGAUGCCGGCCGCCUGCACCAGUAGUAGCAGCGUCCCCCUCAGCCAUGGCCGCCAGCGACUACUCCAUCAACCUGAGGGUCCAGCAGGUGCUGAGCCUGUGGGCACACGGCACCCUGCAGCACUUCACCGAGAUGUGGUACUGGGUUUUUCUUUGGGCCCUCUUCUCUUCUCUCUUUAUCCAUGGUGCUGUGGGCCUGCUGAUGUUUGUAAUGCUACAGCGGCACAAGCAAGGCAGAGUCAUAUCUGUGAUAGCCAUAGUCAUCGGCUUUCUGGCGUCCAUCACUGGAGGAAUGAUCACCAGUGCAGCAGUUGCUGGUGUGUACAGGGUGGCAGGGAAGACAAUGGCUCCACUGGAGGCACUAGUAUUUGGUGCUGGACAGACAGUGCUCACGGUUGUCAUCUCCUUCUCGAGGAUUCUAGCCACCCUAUGAGGGAGAACGUUGCAAAUUUCAGUCUACAAAGCAAAUACUGUUGGAGUUCUUAAUGAGAGAGCUAGCUUGAUGGGAAAACCUGCUGAAGGCCAGCAGAAUUAAAUGUCCAUUGUAAGGCCAGGGAGUUGUGUCCAAGAUGUAAGGUGGCAUGGGAUCUGCAGGCCUGUGAAGAAAUGGCACUCUGCUGUUCGAAUCAUUGCACUACUGCACUGUUCAUGCUCCUGCUAACAAGCAAGGCCUGAAGAUCACUGAAGUCUGGGAAGCCUCAGAAGCAAGCACUUUGUACAGUUUGUUGAGGAUUGGUGGUGACAGAUACACUCUACUGUAAAUAAGCUCUGAUACAGAGACUGCAGGGACAGAAUCACUCAGUAUUCUAUGUGCCAAAUUUAAAGCUUUUUUUAAAGAAAACAAAUUUGAAUAUUUCACAAUUGAUCAAUUGUGCUAUUCGAUAUCCAGGUUAAAAAGUGGUCUUUGGGAGAUGUUUACUACUGGGUGUAUUAGUACGUUAUUGUCAUGGCAUUUCCUAUUCCCACUUCCUCCUUCCACACACAAUAUUGUGUGGAUACUUGUGCAUUACUGUGGGAGUAGAAAAAUGCCAGAUUUAGAGGCUACUUUUUGUAAAAUGCUGCUUUAUUGAUCUUUGUUGCUGUCUUUGCCACACGCACUCUGGUUUAACGAUGCUACCUUUUUUUCACAAUGGAGCUCCUUUGCCAUUGGUUGAGUGGGAUUCUCCACCAUCACUUAUUGAGCAUGUCAAGCCAAUAUCUUUGUGAACAAACCAGAUUUUAGCAGGAUGCCAGAUAUCUUGCAUGCAAAGCAAUGUGGAAACUGGUUCUCUCGGUUUAUACUGCCUCAUUAAAACUGAGAAAAAUGUAGUUGAAAUUUGAUUUCGAACACAUCUCCAAAUGUACCUUCAAUGCUUCAAAGUAUACCUUCCACCUUUGUCUAGUGCGGUCCUCCCAGAUGCUCAAGUGGAUUCCUAACCAGAUCAAUUCAAUAGUCUUCAUAUCGGUCAUACUUAUCUUAAAUGUUUCAGACUGAUCUGUUGGGCUUGUUUACUGACUGCCAGCUGGAGAUCCUCAAUGCAGAAGUAAUAUUGGACACAAAAUUGGGCAUUGCUUAUCUUUAUCUUUUUUAUUGACUAGAAUAAUUUUGGCACACACAUUGUGAAAUGCCAAGUUUAUACCGUCUAUUGAUGAUUGAAGCUUUUUUUUAAAUGUAGAACACUUAGGAAGGUGCAUGAAUGAGACGAGAAUGAGACCAAGUUGUAACAAAUUUCAUGCAUGAGGCUGAUUUUUACUGAAUACAUCUAAAAUGGUACAGUAGCAAACCUUGUGCAUCUAUAUUUGCAGCUUAACAAAGUGCUGUGAUGUGUUUUUUUUUAAAAAAUAUUUAUACUGUUAUUUCUGAUCUGACCAUAUUUAGAAGAAAAAACACAAGAGAAAAACUGAAACGAAAGAGGCAAUUUGUCCCAUCAAGUCUAUUCUCUCAGGCUCCCUUAAUCCACCCCACGCCAUUGCUUGCUUCAUUAUUAUUGAUUCAGGUCCCCCUCAAAGGCAUUUGAGAAUUAGGCACUUUAUCAGAGAGUCUGAUCCAUGUAUUUACCAAAUCGAAAUACUUCAGUUUAAACUCUUAAGCCUCUGAAUUUUACAGUUAUGGAUCUAGACUUGUGUUAACUGACCAAGUCAAAUAUCCUCCUUGCAUAUUUCUGAUUUUAUAGAUACUUAAAUCACUCUUUAAUGCCAUUUCCUGUUAUUUUUCUUUAAAACUUUAAUGCUUUUUAAAAAUUGAUGUAUAUGUUGUAUUUGUACCUAUCAGUAUACAUACAGUCUCUGGUCCAGACAUUCUUAUGGAACACAUUGCCCUAGAAAACUCACUAUCCUGCUCGUGAGUAGGAAUGCACAAUUAUACAUUGUACUCAAUUCAUUUACAUGGUAAUGUACAGGUCUCAGAGAGGCUAUUGUGGUCUCGUCCAACAGGCCAGCCGCAAAAUUAGAAGAAUAACUAACUUUCUUAUACCCUUCGACUGCUUCUGUUCCCAAAAGUCCAGCCAUUUCCUGAUGAAUUUCAGUAUGGUCCACCUCACAUGUAUCCCCGGUCAUUCUGUUCCAUAGUAAUUUCAAUAGUUAAACCUGUCCGCCCUUCCUCUUUUGGGUGUGAGUCCUUUCCUCUUCUGAGCUCGACUAGUUUCUCAGUCCACCCACAUUGAAACUAUUUCCCUGGUGAAGUAUGAAUAUUUAUAUUUGAAAAUAUUAAUUUG
Messenger RNA from Callorhinchus milii (elephant shark), 2766 nucleotides. It is a transcript of the gene tmem170b, whose product is annotated as transmembrane protein 170B. NCBI's taxonomy places the organism in Eukaryota, Metazoa, Chordata, Chondrichthyes, Chimaeriformes, Callorhinchidae. The transcript is spliced from 3 exons. Gene Ontology annotation, biological process: negative regulation of canonical Wnt signaling pathway. Gene Ontology annotation, cellular component: plasma membrane. The record is from RefSeq and is a predicted model, not a curated record. Bases 120 to 506 code for a protein of 128 amino acids.